Molecule: messenger RNA, 1410 nt
Organism: Acinonyx jubatus (cheetah)
Lineage: Eukaryota; Metazoa; Chordata; Mammalia; Carnivora; Felidae
Product: collagen alpha-1(III) chain-like
Exons: 3
Coding region: 1-1410 (469 amino acids)
Source: RefSeq, a predicted model, not a curated record
AUGCGGGGUUGCCAUGGAGACCGAUACCAGGAGCCUGACAGCCCUGGGGGCCGGCCUGUGGCUCAGGGCCCAGCCCUGCGCCCCCGAAGAGCGUCAGGUCGACAGAUGCUGCAGGGCUGCAGGGGGGCAGGACAGACGGACCACCUGUGGCUGGCCAACCCCUCCUGUCUCCCGGGUGCUGCGGUGGGCCCAGAGCUGUCCUUCCGAUUCCGCUUCCCACUCCCAGAGCCCCCAGGCUGGGCCCAAGCCCGGCCCAUCCCCCACCGCAAAUGUCCCAUCCCAGGCUGCGGACAGACCCCUGCCGGCCCGGGAGAAGCCUGGCUCCUGGUUCCAGAUACUUCGAACAGACACAUCAAGGCCACCUUGUCCCUCCGCACGGACACCCGAGCUCCAAGGAAGGGGAAGUCCCCGCGGCCCCGGAGAGCUUCCACCCCGCCAGUCGGCCCCUGUCCCGCCUUCCCUAUCCCCUCGGCCACUGCUCGGGUCCCCGACAUCUCCAGGCGCCGCUCUGCCAUGCAACAGUUUGGGGCGGCCCGAGCCUCCCCUGGGGCGAUUAAGGCCCCCCUGGGGGAUCAAGGCCCAGCCGCCCCCUCCCCCGCCGCUUCGGGUGCUGCCCGCGCGGUCGGCCGCCGUCUUUACAUUCUCGAGCCCCGCUUCCGUCUGCCCCGGCGGCCGCCUCCCUCCCCGAGUCCCCAGCUCCCCGGCCGGCGUCCCCGCGGCCCGCCCCUCCCCCAGCCCCCGCCCGGCCCGGCCCGGCCCGGCGGGGAAACCGGGCGGCGGGGACCCGGGCCCGGCGCUCCCCCGCCGCGUCCCCCGCCGCCACGCCGACGGUCCCCCCCCGCGCCGCCCGGGGCUCAACCCGGGGCCGCACACUCACCCGCGGGCGCCGUCCGGGCUCCCGGGGCCGCCGUCCGCCGCCCGCGCCGCCGCGCCCCGUUCGGCUCCGGCUUCGGCCCGGGCUGGGCUGGGGGAGGCCGGGGCGCGCCCUCCCUCCGCGCCGCCGCCGCCACAGGCCGGGCAGGGUCGCGGGCGCCUUCCCCGCCGCGGAGUUGUCCGGGGAGCGGUCCUGGGCCCGAGCCGGGCGAGCGCGGUGGCAGGCUCGCCGUCCUCGCCGCCCCCGCCCGCACCGUCCGCGCCCCGGGCUCCGCGCCGCCCUGCGCGUCGUGGCCGGAGGCUGGCGGGCGACAGGCGGGCGCUCCCUCCGCGCCGCGCGGCCGCAAGUGCACAGAGCAGGCCCUCGCGCGCCCCGGCCCCGCCGCGCGCCCCUCCUCCCGGCUUCGCGCUCAACCUGCUCGCCCGCUUCGCCGCCGCUCCCCCAACCUCCGCGGCCCGCUCCGGUCGCCUCCUCCCCGUCUGCAAGCCACGCCACCCCCCACCCCCCUCCAGUCCCGCUGCCAGUUUAACUCCUGA